CGUGUAAUGAAAUUGACCUGAUAGUCACGGUCUAGCCUGCCCGCAGGAUAAAUCAAAUGUACACACCACGACGAAGGGUUUGUUUUGUUGUAAUGUUAGUCAACCGAAUGAAUAGAUCAUAAGCAGCAAGUGGAAUAGUGAGUACUUUUCCAAAUGCAACGGUACAUAGGUAGCCAGGCAGAUGAAUGAUGAAAUAUUCUUACUUAUUUUGUAAUGUGUCACAAAACAGACUGGUAGCAAAGUGUUGUCACUUGCCUGUUUUGUCGUUGUUCGUGUGACAUCUAGCUAAGGUUAGCUAGCUAGCGCAAGACUGCUGCAUCUAGCCACCAAACGUGAUAGUUUGCCAAGUAACUGCAAUCUAUGCUAGUUCAAAGUUGCUGACUAUAAAGCUAACUAGCUGGCUAUAAUAUGCAUUUUGUUGUCCUGGUUAUCAUAAAUCUUAUUUUUGUUCACCAUUGCUAUAGCUAGCUAACUAACGUUAGAUCUCUAAUAAUUGUAACGAAUGUUGUUUGCUGGUAGCUGUUAAAGGGGGCUAGAAACUAGAAAGGAGAACUCACCAACAAUCUGUCUGCUCUGCUCCUCUAUGUCACUUCAUAAAAAAUACCCUUUUAUUAGUUGAAUCAGGUGUGUUGUUGUAGUGCUGGUUUGGAACAAACGCCUGCACACUUUAGUUAUGUGGUCACCAGGUACUGUAAUGUCAGUUAUGAAUCCGCUGAUGGCUCACAUGUUUUUUUCCUAAUCAUUUGGCCUAACCUAAUCACUUCUCUAUCAGGCUACAGUACGGUGUGAGGACACACGAGGGUUUGUCAACAGUAUUGCUGUCCUGUAUUGAAUAGGUAUUUCAAUCAGGAUUAGGCUACCACUUGGAUAAGGUAAGGGGCUUGGUACAGCUGUGGCUACCUGUACAGUCCUGUAGGAUUUAUGUGGUUUGUCUCCUUUGUAAAUUGAACCUAGGCCAUGCUAUAGUGUAGGGUGGUCAAGACCACCCUUCUCCUUUACUCACUUGACUAUCAUUUAUUUUAGCCCUUGCCAACAUGUCCAAGCAUUGAAAGUUACUGUUCCCAGUGUGAGAGAGCGUCCCCAACCACUAACACCCCCAUGUGUAUAAUCUUCUUCAAGUUUGACCCUCGACCUGCAUCCAAAAAUGCCUACAGGCUAAUUUUGGCUGCAAACAGAGAUGAGUUUUACAACAGGCCAACCAAAGCUGCAGACUUUUGGGUGAGCAACAGCGAAAUCCUCAGCGGGCUAGACCUGGAGGAGGGGAAGGAAGGCGGGUCAUGGCUGGGGAUCAACAAGAGGGGCAAGCUGGCCGCACUGACCAAUUACCUGGAGGGAAGGCCCAAUCCAGACGCACAAGGAAGAGGGUUCUUGGUGUCUAACUUCCUGACAGAUCAUAGCCAGGACAGCUAUUCCUACCUGAAGAGGGUGUCAUCUGAGAGACAUCUCUACAAUGGCUUCAACCUCCUCACAGCUGAGUUUAAGGCCAAAGAAGACACUAUGUGUUACUAUGGAAACAGAGGCAACACCGAACCCAUCCAUCUAAAUCCAGGAAUCUAUGGUUUGAGUAACUCCCUGUUGGAGACCCCAUGGAGGAAGCUGCAGCAUGGGAAGAGACUGUUCACCAGUGUAGUGAACCAACCCUUGCCCUGUGAGGUUCUGGUCCAGGACCUGCUCAACAUCCUCAACAACGAGGAGCUGAACACUCCUGACCCGGCUCAGGAGAGCCAGGGUGAAGGUUACAGCAGCCCCAUGCUGCGGGUCCUGUCCUCCGUGUGUGUUCGAUCCCCGCAUUAUGGCACAAGGACCAAUACCAUUAUCCUCAUAGACUCAUCAGGGAACGUGACCUUCACAGAGCGCACCAUGCUCAACUGUGACAUCAGCCAAUGGAGCACAAGCUCUUUCCAGUUCAAACUCAAGGACUGAUGGCUUUGUGGGAAUUACACUGUGCCUUUCUGCAUCCCUCCUCCUAUCCAUCCUCCCACAGCAAGUUCUGGCUACACCGUAGUGGAAUGAACAUUUUCCUUUUUCCAUUUAAAAUGGUGGUGGGAGAGCUUGAAAUUAUGGCACUUGUUUGGAAAGAGUUUGAUUUGCAUUUGUCAAGUAAUUGCCUUUGGGAAAUAUAUUUUAGCUUGGCUUAGACAUAUAAAUGUGGGAAUUUAUCUAAUCAUAUAUUAUGGGUGUUAUUUAAUCUUAAAUUAUAUCAAAGAACUUACUGUUGUCAUUAAAAUAUUUUGAAUUGUGUGCUUAAAAAGUGGUUUUAUUGCCAAAGAACAAAUGUUAUUUAACAAACUAAAAGACAUUUUUUACAUUUCACAUUGCAUCUAUUUACUCAGCACUCGAUUGCUGAGAAAGACGAGAACUAAAAGGUUGAAAAGUCAUUUCUGGCUUCGUGCCUCAGACUGCCAUCUUCUAGGUGAGUUGGUUUGCAUCUCAAGAGUGUAAAAUGGUAACACUCAUAGAAGCAGCACCAGCCAUCACCUAUGUAUAAAAAGCUGUACAAAUAAUGACAGGUUUGAUUUCCUAAAUGUUAAUCUCAGGUGUUAUACCUUUCCUGUGACAUAAUUAUGAAGGCGUAUUACGACAGCCUGCCUUGUACUAUAAUAAUUAUCAUUGCACUGGAUUUUGACUUUGUGACCCAGGUUUGCUAGUUACAAGUAAAACACAGAGGAAAGGACUUGAAAUGUUUUUUUCUACAUUUUAAGCAGUGUUUUUCUUUUUAUAUUUUCUGCCUUGUUCCACAUACUGCAUAGGAGAACAGGUUGCCUUGCUGUGAAAUAACUGAAAUAAUUCAUUUUGUCACUCACACCUUCAGUGUUCUGUGGUUCUUACCCACUUUUUCUCUAUGUGUAACAGUCCGUUACUCUCACACAUUGUAAUGACAGUUUCAAGUUUUGUGUGUUGAUGUGUAGCAUCGAGGAUCCCAGUGGCUUUUUGUAACUGACCUCAGGUAUCCAUAGAAGUAUAGAAACCCCUGUUUACCAUGUCACUGUUGUCUUGAAAUCAUUUGUGAAUAAAGUACUUUUUCAUCUGUA
This is a messenger RNA of Oncorhynchus gorbuscha (pink salmon), 3032 nucleotides long. RefSeq names its product transport and Golgi organization 2 homolog. The coding region runs from base 1099 to 1923 and encodes 274 amino acids. The transcript is spliced from 8 exons. Gene Ontology annotation, biological process: Golgi organization; protein secretion. Gene Ontology annotation, cellular component: Golgi apparatus. The record is from RefSeq and is a predicted model, not a curated record. NCBI's taxonomy places the organism in Eukaryota, Metazoa, Chordata, Actinopteri, Salmoniformes, Salmonidae.